Messenger RNA from Symbiodinium natans, 2463 nucleotides. NCBI's taxonomy places the organism in Eukaryota, Dinophyceae, Suessiales, Symbiodiniaceae. The record is from the annotation of a GenBank genome assembly.
AUGUCCCUUCAGAACCUGUCGCGCUCCCUCGGGGACUUUGCUUACAAGAAGGACGCCUCCCGGAAGGCCACCGAGCAGAAGAUCUCCGCGGAAGCCGAGGCAAGCGUAGGAGCCAUGUCAACUGUGUGGCAAACAGGCGGAUCCGAGAUGUGCCAAGGUCAAGAGAAGGGGCCUGGGCCCCGCAGACCAGUCUUCCCAAGCAUGUCCAUGGGAGGCUGCGAUGGGAUCUUUGAGAAGUUCUCCAGUCAAGAGUUGGUCAGCUUCUUGCUUCCCCACCUCAGGCGCCGGCGGCGAAGCCAGGAACCUCUCUCACGCGCAUGCUCGGCCUUUCUCGAUGCGAACAUUGCCAAGAGCCCACAGAAGGAGCUCUUUGCGCUCUCGGGUGCCGCCAAGGGCCCGAGGAAAGGGCAGGUCGCAGCUACCGUGGCCGAGAGCUGCCGUAGCUGGGGCACGGGAAGGUGGACGCUGGUACUGCGAGCCGUCGCCAAGGCCCAUCGUCCAGACUUGGCCCUGCAGUUGCUGGAGUUGAUCGGGUCUGGGCGAAUUGAGGCCGAUGUCUUCCACUACUCCGCCGCGAUCACUUCUGUCAAGUCAGCUUCAGUUGGUGGCCCUUGGCCUACAGCGCUGUCGAUGCUGCAGCAAGCGGAAGACUCGGGAAUCAGCCCAAACGAAUACACCUUCGGGUCUGUGAUGCGUGGCUUGGCCCAUUGGCUGCUGGCACUGGAUUGCAUCCGUAGGAUGCAGCAAAUUCGUGUUGGUGCAAACGAUGUCGUACACACCGCGCUUCUCGACACCCACUCUCAUCAGCACCAGUGGGCGAGGGCUCUCUCACAGCACGAGUCCCUGUGCAAAACCACUCGCUUCACCUGCGCUCCAGUGAUGUCUGCUUGUGAGAAGGGCUCGGAGUGGCCCUGCUCCAUUGCGUUGUUGUCCUCGAUGCGAAAGAGUCCAAGGCCUCAAUGCUCACCGGACCUUGUGUGUUACGGUUCCGCUGUCAGCGCAUGCUCGCAGAGGUGGCAGGCAGCAGUUGCACUCCUGGAGCAAGUAACAGAGGAAUCUCUAGAGCGCAAUGCUGUGUGCUACAAUGCAGCCAUCUCAUCAUGCACAGAACGCUGGGAGGCAGCAUUGUGCUUGUUCGAGGGCUUGUGCCAGAAGAAGAUUGAGCCAGGAGUCUGCUGUGCCACCACGGCUCACAUCUGCCAGUCCUGGGAGGCGACGCUGCGCCUGCUGGAGUGGCAGCUCUCUGAAGACAUCAUACCCGACGCGGCGAUGGCGGGCUCCGUGCUGCAGGCCGUAAAGGAGCACGCGGGCGAAGCCGGCGCUGAGCGUGCCGAGCGCCUGCUUUCGAAGCUGUUGGACUUGUGGGCACGGCAUCUGCCCCAGGAAGGCAUCCUUGCUACAUGUGAAGGGCUGGAAGAAGAGAACAUCCUUGUCAACCAGCCGGGCUUAGUUGUAGUGUCCAAGCCGCCAGGAGUGACGACUGAAAGGACUGCCAUGGCCAUAACUGCCAGUGCACAAGGGGCAGCUUUCCACGUUGUUUCGCGAUUGGAUGCCCCAACCUCCGGAGUUCUUCCAUUUGCGGUAGGUCAGGUUGCCGCGAGGUAUCUCCAGGCACAGUUUGCUGGCCGCCUCGUGCGGAAGGAGUACAUCUGUUUGUGCCAAGGCGCUCCCCUGGGGGAGGUGGGAACGACUGGAAAGAUCUCCCAUCCGCUGCUUACGACUGGCGUGGAUGGGCUGAAUUCUCGCACGGAGGUUUCAGUCACCAGGGGUCGCGAUGCCUGCACGGUCUACCUGGUGAAAUCGCGGUACGAUGCUGGCACCUCUCUACCAGACACAGAGCUGGUCCUCCUUCGGGUGCGGAUCCUGACUGGUCGGACCCACCAAAUUCGCGUGCACCUCGCAAGCAUAGGACGCCCGGUCGUGGGUGACGUCGUCUAUGGCACAGGGCUUACGUCGAUCUCGCCUCGCCUCUUUCUCCACUGCGAGCGGCUACGCAUUCGUGACCUGGAAGGGGGGCUUCGGACUGUCAGAGCUCCGCUUGCCAGAGAUCUUGCAGAAAGCCUGAGCAAGUUGGCAAACAGCGGCAAGAAGGAACUGCCUCCUCUCCACCAGGUGGCGCUUCUCUACGGCAAGCGGCCGUUGCAACGGAUCGCCGUGGGCGCCAGCAAGCAGCAGCUGGAGAUUCCCUUGGACGUGGUGGCGGACAUCCCAGGAAAAGUCGACGGCAGCGUGGCAUACGUGGGUAACAAGUACAACGCCCUGCCAUGGAAGGACUUUGUGGACAUCAAGCUCGACGCCCGCAACCUGAUCGAAGCCGAUGUCAAGUCCGCGUUGACCGACUUGGAUUGGUUUGGCAAGGUGAAUGCGCUGUAUGCGGGAAAGCAGACCGAGACGGAGAUGGACGUUGCAGCGAAGACUAUUGGGGCGAUGAAGCCAGUGAAGUAUCCCAUUGCCAAGAAGUGA